UUACAGGUAACGAGAAUGGCAAAUAUUGGACUUUUGGUGCACCUACAGCAUGGCGCUGCAUUUUUUUUAAGUCCGGCACCGUUUUUUGGAUACUACAGACUGUGAAGAAUUCUUUUAAAUCACCUCCGUGUAUUGCAGUCUUUAUCAUAUACACAAAUAUUUUGACUUAAUACUGUUAUUACUUAGCCUAUUGAUAAACAACAAUUUUGUCCAUUUAAGUAUCUGAUUGAAGUUUAAUUAACUUUAACAGAAUUUCAAAGUAUAAAAUAGUUUUUUAAUCAAGAUCCAGUUUGUAAAAUGCCGCAUACCAUGCGUUCUUGGAUUGUUGUGGUUCGCUUUUCGCUUUUGUAUUUAUUUGCUAAAAUUGCCCUCGGACUACCCCUUACCACCAAUCCCUUAACUAAAUCUGUCCACCAACCACAACGCAUCGAUGUGCAUCACCACUACAUUCCCGAUUUCUAUAACGAAGCGCUUCUGGCCAGCGGCGGUGAUCCGACGAAUUUCGGCAACCCCAAUUGGUCACUACCAUUAGACGAUCAAUUCAACCAGAACAACUCCAUAACCGCCGUCAUCUUCUCCAUAACCACGCCCGGCACCAGCAUCAUGCCAUCCAAUCAGGCGGCUAUCAUUUCCCGAAAGGUCAACGAAUACGGCGCUACCCUGCGCGACCGAAAUCCAGAAAAGUACGGCUUCUUUGCCACGCUUCCAUCACUACUGGACAAAAAUAUGACUAUAAAGGAGAUUACGUACGCGUUAGAUGUACUGCACGCUGAUGGCGUAGCGAUUUAUACAAGCUACGGAAAUGGGACGCAUUACCUGGGCCAUCCGGAUUUUCGCGACAUCUGGACCGCGUUAAACAUCCGGAAUGCUACCGUCUUCAUCCAUCCUGCUUACGGAUGCAGUCUGAAGUCGGUAUCGGCGACCGUUAAUCUGAGCGUUUCCACGAUGGAUUUCCCGCAGGAGACCACGCGAACCAUCGUCGACAUGAUCGUGUCCAACAUUAUUCGGGAUUUCCGAAAUGUCCGGAUCAUUGUGUCGCAUGCGGGCGGAACACUGCCGUAUAUUUUUGGGAGGAUUGUCAACUCGUUUUAUCAGUCAGGGAGAGUUACGAAAACGCCGCAGCAGUUUCUGGAAGAAGUGAAAACGCUGUACUUUGAUAUAGCGACGUCUAAAUAUGAUAUAACGUUGGAUUCCAUCACCCGGUUUGCCGCUCCGGAGAAAAUUCUAUUUGGCACAGAUUUUCCUUAUAAUCCAUUAGGAGCCGCCCUGGAGGAAACAAAAAACUGGGAUAACUACGUGAAGAUGAAGGGGUCACCGCGAAAUCUGCUGUUAAUAAAUGGCGACAAUGCACUGGCGCUGUUUCCUAGGUUUCGUAAUGAUAGUGUUCCGUCAGCCACUCUUGGAGCUCCUAUUAAGAUUAAACCGUUUGCUGCAUCAUGGCAAAAGCCGCAGCGGAUAGAUGUCCAUCACCACUUUACUCCUGAUUUCUCCAACGAAGAUUCCCGAAAUGGAGGUUACCCAACAAACACCGGCAAUCCUGCGUGGUCACUCCAGUUAGACGAUCAGUUUAACCAGAACAACUCAAUCACCAACGUAAUCUUCACUGCCAUCGUGCCGGCAACUGGUAAUAUGUCAUCUAACCAGACUGCCAGAAUUAUACGAAAGGUCAACGAACACAGUUCGUACUUACGCGACACGAAUCCUCGAAAGUACGGUUUCUUUGCCGCACUUCCGUCACUACUUGACAAAAACGGAACGCUCGAGGAGGUUGCAUACGCGCUAGAUGUACUGCAUGCCGACGGAUUUAUCGUAUAUACAAGCUACGGAAACGCCACACAUUACCUUGGUCACCCGGAUUUCAAGGACGUUUGGGCGGCGCUAAACGCGCGUAGCGCCACAGUUUUCAUUCAUCCCACAUACGGAUGUAGCUCAAAGUCGGUGUCAGCGAUAGUAAAUCUGACGGUCUCCAUGAUGGAUUUCCCGCAGGAGACAACGCGUACCAUCGUCGACAUGGUUGCAUCCAACGUCAUCCGUGAUUUCCCCAAUGUCAAGAUCAUAGUGUCGCAUGCGGGUGGCACAUUGCCAUAUGUCUUCGGACGGAUUUUCACCUCGUUUUACCAGUCUGCACAAAUUACAAAAACGCCACAGCAGGUUCUGGAGGAAGUACGAAGCAUUUAUUUCGAUAUAGCCACGUCCAAGUAUGACCUGACACUGGAUGCCAUCAUGAAGUUUGCAGCGCCGGAGAGGAUUUUGUUUGGGACUGACUUUCCAUACAAUCCGCAAGGAGCGGCAGAGGAAACCAGAAACUGGAAUGACUACGUGAAAAAGAACGAGUCACCCGGGAAUCUGCUGGCAGUAAACAGUAAAAACGCUUUGGCAUUGUUUCCAAGAUUUCGUCAGUACAACACAGCAGCAACAUAAAGAGCGGACACCAAUUUUUAUCGCAUUCCUAUAUUAGUCUGUAAUAGUUUUAAAACAGGUUAUUGUUACUGGUGUGCAUUUCAAUACCAGUUGACAUA
Paramacrobiotus metropolitanus is the source of this 2519-nucleotide messenger RNA. RefSeq lists its product as uncharacterized. Lineage: Eukaryota; Metazoa; Tardigrada; Eutardigrada; Parachela; Macrobiotidae. Gene Ontology annotation, molecular function: carboxy-lyase activity; hydrolase activity. The record is from RefSeq and is a predicted model, not a curated record. Gene Ontology annotation, cellular component: cytosol; cytoplasm. Gene Ontology annotation, biological process: secondary metabolic process. The transcript has 2 exons. The coding region runs from base 298 to 2421 and encodes 707 amino acids.